Messenger RNA from Thermothielavioides terrestris NRRL 8126, 4123 nucleotides. RefSeq lists its product as uncharacterized. Gene Ontology annotation, biological process: mRNA splicing, via spliceosome. The transcript is spliced from 4 exons. The record is from RefSeq and is a predicted model, not a curated record. Gene Ontology annotation, cellular component: catalytic step 2 spliceosome. The coding region runs from base 66 to 3965 and encodes 1299 amino acids. Gene Ontology annotation, molecular function: helicase activity; mRNA binding. Lineage: Eukaryota; Fungi; Ascomycota; Sordariomycetes; Sordariales; Chaetomiaceae.
UGCGGGAGCGCGACACGACCACGGGAAUCCAUUCUCGCCCGCUGCACACAACAACAGCACUCGCCAUGCCUCCCGCCAAACGAGUCAAGAGCAGCGCGGAUUCCCGGCCGAAUGCUGGGUCUUCGGGACGCCCGACAGUCGACGAUCUCGAGGGCGAGAGCGAGUUUGCGACUCUGGCGCGGCAGCACUGGCUCAAGACGCCCAAGCAGGCCGCCAAGACCACGACCACGGCCAAGGUCAAGGUCAAGAACGAUGUGCUCAAGCGCGAGAUCUGGGACACCCUGGAGAAGGACAACUUCCCCUUGAAGUCGCUUCUGGUGCUGGAGGGCCUGCAGACGCUGGAAAGCUACCUGUGGCCCGGUUACUCGGAGGACUCGUCCAACUACCACGUCCUUCUGAUUGUCCUGAUAGUCAAUGUGAAGCGGAGGGAACGCCUAGGCGCCUGGGAUGUCUUCGCCGACCGCCCCGCCGACUUUUCAGAUCUCUUCCGCCGCGUGUUGUCCAUGACGCUGGAUGCCUCACUGUCAUGGACCAUCCGGACCCAUGUGCUGCUUUUUAUCAUCUACGCCUUCCAGAGCCUGGACUGCACCAUCGUCCGCAAGGAAUGCGCCCCGUUAGUCUCAAUCUCCAUCUGGCACAACCUCUCGACCGAGGACAAGCGGGAUGCGAUCCUCGACUCGAAUCCGCACCUCCGGAAGGCGUGGAGGGCAUCUGCGAAGCGCUACGAUUCGGCAGAUGAUGCCACAAAAGCUCGCCUGCGCUUUGAGAGAUCCUGGCUGUAUACCUUGGUUUUGGACUUCCUCGCCCUCCUCUACUCCGGCAGUGCCAAGCAAGAACACGUGCUUUACUGCGAGCGCUUCGUCGAGUUCCUGACGGAUCUGCAGAGCCAGCUUCCGACAAGGCGAUAUGUCAACACGCUUCUUCAGGACCUGCACAUUCUUCCAGCUCUCACACUGUCCCCGAUCUUCAACGACGAGGCAAACGGGCUGCUGCGGGAGCUGUGCGCCCUCUUCUCGCACUAUACCCACUUCACCGUCGAUGACCAGUCGGGCGCGCAGCUCAACCGGGAUGAGGCGUACGACCGGCAUUGCGCUGCCCUGGCCAAGUUGCAGCGGACGGCCUUGAAGCAUUUCAAGGAGAAGCUGACAGUCCUGGCUCUCUCAAACUAUGGCUCGAUCUCCAGGAGGGCCGAGCUGGAAGGUCUCCUUCAGGCGCUAACAGACGGGGAACUGGAGCAGCUUACCAGCCUCCUGGGCCUUCGGGUUGCCUAUCCUGAGUCUGCCAGGGUGCCGGUGGACCGCAAAUUCUUGAUGGAGGUCCUUUUGUCCACCUUUGAACGGCGCAAGACCUUCCAGGAAGCCGCCCGGGACUUGACCGUCCUCCCGACCGAGGAAACGCUUUUUGACAUUGGCCUGAGGAGAACCGACCACUACGACGGAUCGCGCCCCUUGGCGCUUCCUAAGCUCAAUUUGCAAUACUUGUCCGUGGGGGACUUCCUCUGGCGAGCCUUGGUUUUAUACCGCUGCGAGUCCUUCUAUGCUAUCCGUCAAGAUAUCGAGGAGAUUCUGGCUCGAUUAAGGCCGGAGAGCAAACGGGCAGGGGUGACGACCUUCCCGGGGUUCUCAAGAAUGGCUCUGCCCAUCGCUAAACCAGCAAUCCUGGAAGUGGUGCCUCCCCGGGUCGGUGAUGACAAGCCCUCUCUGGUGCGGGCUGAAGUGACAAUCGACCUGAGAAGGCUGUCCCCGCAGGUGCGGCGAGAAUGGGAAUCUCUGCGCCCCGAUGACGUUCUCUUCCUCCUCGCCGUGGACGCCUCGAGGGCCAAGCAGGACAUGGACGGCGGCGCACCGCCGUCGGAAGCCGAAAAGCUAGGCCUGGUUAGCGUUCGCGCUGCAGAGGUGAUCCAAGUCCUCGACGACAAGGGGCGAGCUAUUCGGGACGCCCAGGCUUACUUCGAGGGCCACAGCCGCAGCGACUCCCGGAAGGUCCAGCUCCGGCUGGAUGCCAGAGCAUACAAGGAAGACACCGAGGCCAAGCGAAAUGUAUACGAUGGGAUCAAUCUCCUAGUCCGAAGAAGCGGCCGGGAGAACAACUUCAAGCCCGUACUAGAGUCCAUCCGCGACCUCACCCUCUCGGAUGUCCCGCUCGCCUCCUGGCUGCACGAAGUCUUCCUAGGAUAUGGCGACCCAGCUGGUGCAACCUACAAACAUCUCCCCAACCGCGUCAGGAAGGUCGAUUUCCGCGAUACGUUUCUGGACUGGCAGCAUCUCAUUGAGAGCUUUCCCGGCAAAAUCAUCGAGCCUAGUGACGACGUCUCCGGGAGCUUCGGUCCCCCGUACGUCCUCGAGACUCUCGAGAAGCCGGCCGAGGAGGCUGUCUCUAAGCCUUCCAAGAAGAGAAGGCGGGACGCUGAGCCGGCUCUUAUUGCCGAAGUCGAGACGCUCAAAGUUUCAACGUACAAACCGCCAAAUAACGGCCCUUACCCAGUUGACGCACCUAAGCUCAACCAGGUUCGGUUCACGCCAACGCAGAUCGAGGCCAUCAACUCGGGCACACAGCCAGGUCUUACCGUCAUCGUCGGGCCACCCGGCACCGGCAAAACGGACGUUGCCACGCAGAUCAUCAACAACAUCUACCACAACUUCCCGGAGCAGAAGACUCUGCUCAUAGCGCACAGCAACCAGGCUCUGAACCAGUUGUUUGCCAAGAUUGUUGCUUUGGACAUUGACGAGCGCCAUCUUCUCCGGCUAGGCCACGGCGAGGAGGAGCUGGAAACCGAAGCGAGCUUUAGCAAACAUGGCAGGGUCGAGUCGUUUCUCGAGAACCGGCAGCGCUUCCUCUUCGAAGUCAGCCGACUCGCCGCCAGCAUGGGUGCGCCGGGCGCUCACGGUAAUUCGGCCGAGACGGCUGGCUACUUCAACGCCGUCUACGUUGAGCCGGCAUGGGCCAAGUUCAACGAUAUUAUCAAGGGGGAAGACGUGAGCCCUGAGGAGAUUGUGAAAGCGUUUCCCUUCCACGACUAUUUCGCCGACGCUCCUCAGCCUCUUUUCCCGCACGAUGCGGACCGCGAGGCCGUCUUGGAGAUUGCCAACGGAUGCUACCGGCACAUAUCCAAGAUCUUCUCGGAGCUAGCCGAUAUCUUGCCUUUCGAGAUCCUGCGUCGCGACAAGGACAAGGCAAACUAUCUGCUCACAAAUGAAGCCCGGAUCAUCGCCAUGACCUCGACACAUGCCGCAAUGAAGCGGGGGGAGAUCGCCUCGCUCGGAUUCCAUUACGACAAUGUGGUCAUGGAAGAGGCCGCCCAGAUCACCGAGAUCGAAACUUUCAUUCCACUCGCCUUGCAGAAGCCACAGGACGGGCGGUCAAACCUGCAAAGGGUUGUCCUGUGCGGCGACCACUACCAGAAUUCGCCGAUCAUCCAGGGCUUGGCUUUCCGGCACUAUGCAAACCUAGAGCAGUCGCUCUUUUCGCGUCUCGUCCGCCUGGGCGUCCCGACCAUCACCCUCGACCAACAAGGCCGGGCUCGUCCUUCGAUCUGCGACCUCUACCGGUGGCGGUAUCCGCAGCUCGGCGAUCUGCCGCAUACCCAGACCGACCAGGAAUUCCUUACCGCCAACGCCGGGUUCAGGUUCGAUUACCAGUUCAUCAACGUCCCCGACUACAAGGGCAAAGGGGAAACGGAGCCCUCGCCACACUUCAUCCAAAAUCUGGGCGAGGCCGAGUAUGCCGUGGCCUUGUACCAGUACAUGCGCCUGCUGGGCUACCCGGCAGCCAAGAUCAGCAUCCUGGCUACGUACGCCGGCCAAACUGCGCUAAUCAAGGACGUGCUGGCCCACCGAUGCGCGAAGAACCCCAUCUUCGGCCUGCCCCGCGUCGUCACCACCGUCGACAAGUACCAGGGCGAGCAGAACGACUGUAAGCGCAGCCCCCCCAAAUCAUUCUCCCCUUAUCAGUUUCGUACAACGUAGCUAACCGGCUGUUCCGCGCGUCGCUGCAGAUAUCAUCCUCUCCCUCACGCGCACCACCCGCGUCGGCUACCUGCGCGACAUCCGCCGGCUGACCGUGGCCCUGUCGCGCGCCCGGCUGGGGCUGUACAUCCUCGGCCGGCGAGCAGUGUUUGAGGCCU